Molecule: messenger RNA, 1657 nt
Organism: Lepus europaeus (European hare)
Lineage: Eukaryota; Metazoa; Chordata; Mammalia; Lagomorpha; Leporidae
Gene: VDAC3
Product: voltage dependent anion channel 3
Exons: 9
Coding region: 384-1235 (283 amino acids)
Biological process (GO): monoatomic anion transmembrane transport
Cellular component (GO): mitochondrial outer membrane
Molecular function (GO): voltage-gated monoatomic anion channel activity
Source: RefSeq, a predicted model, not a curated record
AAGUUGGAUUCCUGAGCCCCAGAACCACCCCCUUGCCCUUGCCUGCUGUCCGUGUCGGGCGAGGCUCGCUCCUUAUGGCCGGAGGGCGGGUGCCGUCCGUGCAGUGGAACAAAAGGCUGUCAAGUUGGGGAUUGUGUGAAAACCCCGCUUUUUCCUUCUGCGUCUGAUGCAACCGCGGCACCCAGGCCCAUCCACGAGCAAGUGCAUUUUGUAGCGCUGAUGGAAGUGAGAAGCACGAAGCCGCUCUCCCGAUUUUUGCUGGAUCAUACCAGCAGUGCGUUUCCCAUCAGCGUCAUGGCCUUGGAAAAGUCAGCCGGAGCCGGCCAGAAUUGAGACCCGUUCGUGAACCAGGCCUGCUGCCUGACUGUUGACAAGUAUCUGAUAUGUGUAACACACCGACUUACUGUGACCUAGGAAAGGCUGCCAAGGAUGUCUUCAACAAAGGAUAUGGGUUUGGCAUGGUCAAAAUAGACCUGAGAACCAAGUCUUGUAGUGGAGUGGAAUUUUCUACUUCUGGUCAUGCUUACACUGAUACAGGAAAAGCGUCAGGCAACCUAGAGACCAAAUAUAAGGUCUGUAACUAUGGACUCACCUUCACCCAGAAAUGGAACACAGACAACACUCUGGGGACAGAAAUCUCUCUGGAGAAUAAGUUGGCUGAAGGAUUGAAACUGACUCUUGACACCAUAUUUGUACCAAACACAGGAAAGAAGAGUGGGAAAUUGAAGGCCUCCUAUAAACGGGAUUGUUUUAGUCUUGGAAGUAAUGUUGAUAUAGAUUUUUCUGGACCAACCAUCUAUGGCUGGGCUGUGUUGGCUUUUGAAGGUUGGCUUGCUGGCUAUCAGAUGAGUUUUGACACAGCCAAAUCCAAACUGUCACAGAAUAAUUUUGCCCUGGGUUACAAGGCUGCAGACUUCCAGCUGCACACUCAUGUAAACGAUGGUACUGAAUUCGGAGGUUCCAUCUACCAGAAGGUCAACGACAAGAUUGAAACGUCAAUAAACCUCGCAUGGACGGCUGGCAGUAACAACACGCGUUUUGGCAUCGCAGCUAAAUACAAGCUGGAUUGUAGAACUUCUCUCUCUGCUAAAGUAAAUAACGCCAGCCUGAUUGGACUGGGUUAUACGCAGACCCUUCGACCAGGAGUCAAAUUGACCCUGUCCGCUUUAAUCGACGGGAAGAACUUCAAUGCAGGAGGCCACAAGGUUGGGCUGGGAUUUGAGCUGGAAGCCUGAUGUGGCUCUGAGUCAAGCAUCACAUUGGUCCCUGGCAGCGAAGAGAAAUGAACCCACUAUGUUUUGGCCUUAAAAUUCUUCUGUGAAAUUUCAAACGUGUGAACUUUUUAUUCUUCCAAAGAAUUGUAAUCCUCCCCACACCGAAGUCUGGAGAUUGCGGGUGCACGCUCAGGGAGGCUCUGGGAGGCGUGCCCGGAAGUUGUCGUGUGUGUGCCACAUUUCAGUUCCGAUCCGCGGGGUUGGUUUUCACGUGUCCCUCGGCAGCAGCCUACUGUCGCGUUACAGGAGACGACCCAGCCCUCCAGUUUGUACAUCGCAACCUGCAUGCCCUACCCCCACCCAUCGCCCCGAUUGUUCUCCAUGCUGUAGUGGAAUCUUUGGUUCUGCAUCAGAGUAAACUCAAAUAAACCCAUCACAUUUGG